Molecule: messenger RNA, 2119 nt
Organism: Engraulis encrasicolus (European anchovy)
Lineage: Eukaryota; Metazoa; Chordata; Actinopteri; Clupeiformes; Engraulidae
Product: zinc finger protein 883-like
Exons: 4
Coding region: 1-1470 (489 amino acids)
Source: RefSeq, a predicted model, not a curated record
AUGGAGGACACGCUACGGAUCAUUAAAGUGGAGGAGGACCUUGACAAUUGUCUGCUGAGUGAUGACGGGAGAGUUGUGUUUUCUUCGGGUGCUUUGGAUUGCAAGGUUGAGACCGACUCAAUCGGUUGGUCAUCAUCAUUUGCCUCCUCUAAUGGGACAUUCUCGACAACAGAAGCAAAGGUCUUCAAAGAAGAGAACUGUGAAUCGUUACUUUUCCCAAUGCCUAUCAAAUGCGACAUAGAUGAGACAACAGUGAAGGCUGAAGACUACCUGGAAGAAAAUGGUGAUGAUGGUGCUCUGAAAAGUGGAGCUGACCCCCUUUGCACAGAGCAGACCUCCUCAUCUGCAGGCAUCAAAGCUGAACAGCAGCAGGUUCGAGAUAGAUCAGCCGUGGCUCCUGUCCCGAGCUCUGAGAUGAAUCAUCCUCAUCCAGAUCUAGUGUCACGGUACCAGCUGAAGAGGUUAUCAAUACGACUGGUAGACUGCUGUACAAGACUUCGUCAAGAAGGAACGAAUGGCAAGAAAAACAAAGAUGAGGAGCCUGAACCUGGUCAGUACGUCAAUACCAGAAGCAGUCUGACAGCACACCAGCUCAUCCACAGAGGAGAGAGGCCCCAUGUCUGCCAACACUGUGGCAAAAGCUUUUCACUGCCAGGAAAGCUCAAACGACACCAACGCAUUCACACGGGAGAGAGGCCUUAUGCCUGCGAGAUUUGUGGUAAACAUUUUUCACAGUCAGGGAAUCUCAUAGCACACCAGCUCAUCCACAGAGGGGAGAGACCCUAUGUCUGUCAACAAUGUGGCAAAAGCUUUUCACUGGCAGGAAGGCUCAUACGACACCAACGCAUUCACACAGGAGAGAAGCCCUAUGCCUGCCAGCAUUGUGACAAAAGUUUUUUAGAAGCAUCAAACCUCAAAGUACACAACCGCAUUCACACUGGAGAGAGGCCCUAUGUCUGCCAGCAUUGUGAUAAAAGUUUUUCAGUGGCGGGAAAUCUCAAAACACACCAAGGCAUUCACACAGGAGAGAAGUCCUAUGUCUGCCACCAGUGUAGUAAACUGUUUUCACGGGCACACCAUCUCAGACGACACCAACUCAUUCACACGGGAGAGACGCCCUAUGUCUGCCAGCACUGUGGCAAAAGUUUUUCAGACGCAAGACAUCUCAAAGUGCACAACCACAUUCACACAGGAGAGAGGCCCUAUGUCUGCCAACAUUGUGGCAAAAGUUUUUCAGAAGCAACAAAGCUCACAGUGCACAGCCACAUGCACACGGUACAGAGGCCCUAUGCCUGUCAGCAUUGUGAUAAAAGUUUUUCACGGGCAGGGACUCUCAAACGACACCAACGCAUUCACACAGGAGAGAAGUCCCAUGUUUGCCAGCGUUGUGGUAAAUGUUUUACACGGGCAGAAAAUCUCAAAUCACACCAGCUCAUCCACACGGGACAAAGGCCCUAUGCAUGCCAGUAGAGUAGAGGAGAGUAGAGUAACUUUAUUGAUCCCCGAGGGGAAAUUCAGGUGUCAAGCUUAUGUUAUGUAACUUACAUAAAUACACAUAAUGCCCACAUGAUGUGAGGUAGUCAGUGAUCCAGGUUACCAGGCCAGGCUCCACUCCCAGUAUUGUGGCAAAAGUUUUUCACUGCUAGGGCAUUUCAGACGACACCAACGCAUUCACACAGGAGAGAGGCCCUAUGUCUGACACCAGCGCAUUCACACAGCAGAGAGGCCAUAUGUCUGACAGAAUUGUGGUAAAUGUUUUUCACUGGCGGUGACUCUCCAAUAUCACCAACGCAUUCACACGAGAGAGAGGCCCUAUGUCUGCCGCCAGUGUGGUGAGCGGUUUUCACGGGCAGGGGUGCUCAAAAAACACCCCAUGUCUGUGAGAAUUGUGGUAAGCGUUUUUCACGGGCAGGAUAUCUCAAACGGCACCAAAGCACUCACACAAGAGACAAGCCUUAGGGACUGUUCUCAUUUUUCCGGCGAUUGCGUUGACGCGAACACGUUCAAUUCAUUUUAAAUGGGACGUCCCCGCAAAGGCUCCUGGAAUCACGACACGGCGACUUUGACAGUUGACACACGUCAAAAAGUAGAGCUGCCUUGAAGUUUGCCAAGUGCUCAC